Molecule: messenger RNA, 6928 nt
Organism: Cuscuta epithymum
Lineage: Eukaryota; Viridiplantae; Streptophyta; Magnoliopsida; Solanales; Convolvulaceae
Source: the annotation of a GenBank genome assembly
AUAAAUCUGAGCCAACGGAGAGCAUAGCAUGCACUAUGUGAUUUCCAAGUAUUCCUAGCUAACUAUAUAUAUGGCCUAAUAUAACUAAUUAAUUGGCCUCUUUCUGAAGGCAAUUUCUCUCGGUUGAUCCUCUCAAAUAUUUGAUUGUUUUUAUUAAUCAUAUUUCAUAUUUGUAUAUAUGUUGAUCGUUCUUUGAGGUGAUUGGUUUGAGUUGUGGGAUGAGAAGAAGCCAAGGCAAGUGUUGAUCAAGAUGGAGAAGCAGGGCACGUGCAUUACCAACUCAUCAUGCAUGUACUAUACCCUUAAUUAUUAUAAUUAAUACUACACAUUUAUUAAUUGUCUACUCACUUACACAAAUAAAUUAAAUAUAUAUAGUUAGUGGCUUAAUGAGUUAAUGAUCUGAGUUGGUAUUUCAUGUGUCCGCCUUCGCCAUCAUGACCACUUUGCCUUUAUGUUAAUGGUGGAUUCCUGCAAGCAUAUCCACUCCAGCAGCCAUAUCAUCCAUCAUCUUCAUAAAUUUGCCUACAUGCAGAUCAUAUCCUUAAUUAUGAAGGUAAAUCAUUUGAAACUAUUUUUUAUUUUUCAUUUCCGAUAAUUGUACUGGAAUGACCUUGAAAACAUAUACUGAGAUACUAGCCAGAAACUAAACAAUAAUCAAACUUGUAGUUCUUGAAAACUUUACUGCUUUAACUUUCUUGAUCAAUUGUGAUAAAAUUUUGCUAGCUAAUAAUUAUUUUGAUUAAUAUGUAUUAUUAUUUAUGGAAGUCAUAGACAUUAUGCUUUUAUAAGAGUAAAUUUACAAUUAUAAAUAUUGUGUAUAUAAAUAUAUCAUUAGUCAAAGUUUAAAGUUAGAGAUGAAUAAAGUUAAGAGAAAAUUCGAUCUUUAAAUUAAAGAGGACUAAACAAUGAUAAGACUAUCAUUAUUUUAUUUCCAAAAUAAGACUCGUUCACUCCUAAUUUAGAAAGUUUUAAUCAAUUUUUUCUCUUUUUUUUUUUUUGAAGGAAUCAAUUUUUUCUCUUAAUAGAACUAAAUAAGCCCCAUUAAAGGAAUAAAACACACUUAGUCCCACUUUUGCACUUUGUUUAUGUUUAUUCUAUUUUGAGCAAUUUCUAUAAAUUUAAGAGUUUUUUCCUAAAAUAUUAGUAAUAAUAAUUUGUGGAUAAAAAAGUGACUAUAAAGUUACUAAGAGUAAGUUUUAUAAUCACUAUGAUGCAAUUUGAAUACAAUUAUAGUCACAAAAGUUACUAGAGUCAUACUUUUAUCCUAAAGUUAAUUAAAGAUGUUUAAGUAUGAAUAGGGAAUGGAAGGAUAUAUACUAAAAAAUAAAAAAGAUCGUAGGAUCUUAUAAUUGGACUGGAAUUUUCUGGUCUGGUCUUUUAAGUCUAGUUUGAUUUGAACUGAUCUAAUUUGAUUUGGUAGAUGUCUGGUUUAAGUGUACUUUACAAUUGUCAAAGUCUAGUCUGGUUUGAUUUCUUCUAGUUUGUUUUAGUCUGCGAAUGAAACCUAGUCUAAGUAAAAUGACAUGGAUAUAUAUUUGUCACACCUCAUUUGAUUUAUUUUGGUAUGUUCUAGCGUGCGACUCAAAUCUAGUUUGUGGUCCGUUACAUAGUGAUUAUCUCACCUUAUUUUGUCCCACCCUUGAGGCCAAUCAGUCGGAAAUUUGAUCAUGACUUCGAUCCCAAGUGUGUAAAUUGUGGCGGUUCUCUCUCUAACUUCAUUCCUCCUAUUUUUGUUUUUGUUUUUUGGGAAAAGUGUCAAACAGGCCCCCUACUAAUACGAAAAAGUCAAUUAAAUCCCUGAACUCUAAAACACCCAAUUAAACCCACGAACUAUAAAAAACGAGACAAAACAGUCUUUUUAACAUGUAAUUAACCAAUUCCUAGUUCCAUUAGUCCACGUGUCACACAUGUGUCGCCACGUGUUGCCAUUUGUGGCCACCUGUCGGCUAUCGCCACAUGUAAAGGUUUACGUGGAAUCAGUUAAUUACAUGCCAAAAGAACUGUUUUGCCUCGUUUUUUAUAGUUUGUGGGUUUAAUUGAGUGUUUUUUGAGUUCGGAGGCUUAAUUGACUUUUUCGUUUUAGUGGGGGGCCUAUUUGACACUUUUCCUUUUUUUCUCUUUUUUAAGAUUGUGAUUUCUCGCAUAUUACAUAUAUUUCCUAUUAAAUGCAAACAUUUGUAAUUUAGAAUAGUUUCAAAUACGGACCUACUCUUCAAUCUUUAUGAGUGUCACAAUGAUGCCAUUGAACUAUAAGGUACACGUUUGACUUCUCCCAUUUUAGUUAGACAUCUUUGAUUUCUCACGCCGAUAAUGUUAAGUUUUGCCGAAUCAUAUAUUUAUACUAUGACAAAUGGUAUGUAUAGGUAGGGCUGAGCAAAACCCGAUCCGACCCGAAAAACCCGAUAUUUUUUUUGAAUAUUAUCCGAACCGAAGUGGAUAUCCGACCCGAAAAACCCGAAACCGAAUAUCCGAUUAGUAUUGGGCCUAGACCGGGUGGCGGGUAGGGUUUGUGAAAUCCCAACCCGACCCGCCCGAAUAUCCGAAAUAUAUGUUAGUGUGUACUUUGAAUAUUUAAAUUAAUACUUGUGUUCAAUUAUUUGUAUAAUUAUUUGUGCAAUUUGUAUUCAAUUAUUUGUGUAAAUUGAAUGUGUAGUGAACUAGUGUGUGUACAAUUUUUGUUAAAGUGGCAUUCCAACACGUUAAUUAACUAUCCAAUUAUAAUGUGUUUUGAUAUAACCAAAAUAUCCAAAAUAUAUUAAAUUACGUAGUGUGUACUUUGAAUAUGUUAAAUUUAUACUUGUGUUCAAUUAUUUGUGUAAGUAUUUGUGCAAUUUGUGUUAAAUUAUUUGUAUAAUUUGGAAGUUUAGUGCACUAGUGUAUACAAUUUUUGUCAAAGUGGCAUUUAAACACUUUAAUUAUCCAAUUAUAAUUUUUUUAAUAUAACCGAAAUAUCCGAAACCCGACCCGAUAUCCGAUAAUAUCCGACUUGAAAAUAUCCGAAAUACCCGAUUUGAAAUAUCAAAGGGUCGGGCCUAGUAUUUAAAUUAAAAAACCCGAACGGGUUUAGGGUUCGCAAACCCGACCCGCCCGAACCCGACCCGUGCACACCCCUAUGUAUAGGUAAAAGUUUUUUUGUUCAAAAAAUUUAUCAUAAAGUAUAAAAUUUGUAAGCUUCACAUAAAUAUAUUCAUUAGAAUAAUUGGUCCAAGUUUAGAAUAUAGCAUUAAUCAGAAAAAUAAAAGACGAUUACAUACAAAUGGCCUGGUCAAAAUCAUGAAGUAUUGGAUUGGGUGUGAUUGUGUGAAUAGCUUGCAAACCAAGCAUAUUCCCAAGGAAUAUGGAUCCUCUCCAGUAACUGGAUGCUUCCAGCUGGAGAGAGUUAGAGAUGAGGGAAAUUAUGGUGGGGUAUGUUGGUGAGUAAGAUAGAGAAAAAGAUAGAGAUAGAUAGGAAGAAAAAAAGAAAUGGAUGAGAAAUGGAGAGGAAAAAAUGGAGAGGAGCUGGACUCAUUCCCAAGCGUACGUACAACACAAAAAUAAUGUGGUGGGUGACUGAAUGUAAACAAUAUACGGAGUAUAAAGAUAAAAUAUUACUCCGUACUAGCAAACAUAUUGGGGUGCUUGAUAGUUGGUAAGUUGGUUGGCUAUCACUUAUCAAAAUGUUUGGAACCAAUUCUGCUUUUGUUUUUUUUAAAGCAGAAGUAAAAUCACAAUCAAUUUUCAGAAGCUGGUAUCCCUUAAUUUCUAAAAACAUUGAUACUGUGAGUAAAUUAUGGCACCAGAAGUACUUCUGCACUUCCACCCAAACACUCCAACUUUUGCUUCUACUCUGUGAAAAAGCAGAAGCAUUUUUAAGAAUCACAUCCAAACACCCCCAUCAUCCUAUCAUAAUUGCUGAUUUGACCUUGUUAAUCAGCUAUGUAGACAUUUCCAUCCAUCCUAUUAUUCUUUUAAUAAAAACCAUGCAUCUGCACCCAUCUUGGUACUAAAUAAAAAUGUUUUAGACUAUAAGCUGUAACAAUAUAUUAAUACUAAACCAAUAAUAAGAAAAACUUGACAUUGCAACCUAUUUUGGGUUAAAUUAAACUUUGCACCUCUUUUUCAAAAAUACUAAUGUGUGUACCCUUCCAUUCAAAAAGUUAUGAAGGAAUAAGGUGCAAGCAAUAAGGUACAAUGGAAUGGGAUGCACACAUUAACUUAUUAAAAAUGAUAUAAAUCUAGUUUUGUAUGAAUAUCAUUUGAGGUGCAAACGCAACAUCACUCUUGUAAUACUACUAAUUACUACUACAUCUGUUCCAUGUAAAAGUUACAUUGCGAAUUUUGUAGAUUGACCCAUGAUAAAAACAAAUUUUUCCUCACAAUAUUCUUAGAAUUAAAAGUUAAAAUUUACAAUCUUACACUACUUUAAAAGAUUAUUAAAUUGCGGAACUCAAAUCUAAAUAUAGUAAAAAUUUGAUGCAUAAAACUCUAUAUGAAAAGUUAAUUGUGUUGACAAGUCGUUCUUAGUAAAUAAUUAAACUCCAACUUUCAUUUUGGACAAAGAUAGUGAUAGUAAUUUUGGAUCAAAACUAAAUCUAAAAGCUUAUAUAAAUGUAUGUACAAAGUCAAGUAAAUUUAAAAAUAUUUACAUGUCAUUAUAUAAGCUAGAUACCAUGUAACACUAAACAUUCAGUGAGACCCCAUUUUUUUAAUCUCAUAUAUCAUCUAUCGGCUAAUACAAUUAGCUAUCAAUCAAUUGUCAACAACCAAUUGCCAAUUACUAACACCCUAACGUAAAAUAAUAUGAUUAUACAAAGCACACAAACACAAUGAUAAGCAUAAAAUAUUUCCUCAAAGUAUGACCACCAUAUUCACUACUCCUAAAAAUAAAUUUUAACUAUUUUUCUUCUUUUAUCACUUCACUCCCAUUUUACUCUAAUUCUGAGUUAUUAUUUCUGUCUCUCUGAUCUGUCACACACAUUAAAAUAAAUCUUGGAUUUUUAUGUCAAAAAAGGGCGCAUUACAUCAUCACUUAUUCAAAACAUGGUGAUAACAGUAAAUAGAUAAACCCAAAGGUAUAAUGUUUAGUUAUAAAAGUGAAUUGUUUCAAAUUACAAGUGCAUUUUUGUGUAAAUAUUUAAUUACACUUAUUUUUGUAUAAACUAUUGAUUGCACUAGUGCACAUUUAGAAUACAAUAUAAUGAUGCACUUUUAUUUUAGUAAUUCCAUUAAAAAAUUCCAUAUUUACCAUAACACCACCACAUUUUGAAUUUAAAAUUGAUCUGGUCCUCCUACUUUAUCAAAUCAAUGGUCGAGAUUUUUGUUUCACGUGUGAAACAUUUUGUAUUUGAACACAAUUACACACACCGAGUAAAGGUCUGUCAUUUCGAGUUGAACCUAAGUUCUUCUAGGUUAAAUUAGUGGUUCACGUUGUUUGAUUUGCAUGUUUUCUAUUAUGUGACAAGAAACCUUGGUUUAGAUUCACUUCAUAUAACUUCCAAUAACCCAGAUUUGGAAAACCUCAGGAUAGGGUACAUAGGUAAAAUUCUCUUUACAAGUAAUUUAACAUGUUCAUCAUGGUUAACCUUCAUCCAAAAAUAUUACUACAUUCAUAUGAGGUAACCUAAUACCUAUUCAAACAAUAACUUUAUGUAUGCACUUGAGUUUAAUAAGUUUUAGAAAAUCUAGACUCAAUUAAAUACAAUAAUAGGCUUACAUAAGUGUGUGUGUAUAUAGUACUAUAUCCAUGCGAUCGAGCCAUAAUACCCGUGAUUAAAAUGUAAAUGUAGAAAUCUAAUUUGGGAUGGACUGUAGAAUAAUUAUACUAGACUUAAAUAAUAACAGAAUAAACUAAAUAUAUAAGAAAAUGAAAAAGUUGUCCAAGGCCUUUAGCCACCACCUUCCCUUGAUAUUAUGUAUUGAUACAUGCAUUUUUUUUUUAAUUUUUCCGUGUGUUUUAAUGGAAUAGUAAAUAAAUAAAUUACGAGUAGUUAUUCAAUUUUCACCAAUGGUUCAACAAACUUUUCUGCACCUCUAUAACUUGAUCGAAGAUAUAUGCAUCCAUGCAUGCAUUUGGCUAAUAAAAUCCACCGGAGAUUAUUAAAGGUUAGAAAAACGGAUGUAAGCUUUGUAGGAGUUGAUAAAAUUAAAUGAAUGAUGAUAACAACAUUGCGCCACCCGCCUCCGACGCCUUCACCGGAAGCGGUUGCCGAACCGGUGAUCGUGGUCAGCCAAAACUACUUGGCACCAUAUGUGAUAGAUUUGAACGUUACUAGGAAGAUGAUGAUGAUGUUAAUGGAAGGCACUACCAUCUCGGUCAACGACAUCUAUGGCGAUCAAUGGUUUAAGGUUAGGGGCAAAAUGUUGAGCUUGCGUGACCGCCGUGUUUUGUUUGACGUUGCUGAUAACCCCCUCGUCACAUUCCAACACAAGCUACUAACUGCACAUAGAAGAUGGAUAGCAUACAGAGGAGACAGCACAGAUGAAAAUGAUGUACUCUUCACUGUUAGACAAUCAUCACUAAUUCAAGUCACAUCUGAUUCCAAGACAAAACUUGAAGUGUUCAUGGCACAUAACAUGGCCAAAGAAGGUAAUGGUGUGUGUGAUUUCUACGUCAAAGGCAGUUGUUGUGAAACUUCUUGUGACAUUUUCAUCGGAGGGACUAAGACUAUGAUUGCUCAGAUGCACAGAAGUCAAAGUUUCUUUAGUGCGUAUCUUGGAAAAGACAAUUUCACGAUGUCCAUUCGUCCAAAUGUUGAUUAUGCCUUCAUUGUUUCACUUGUUGUGAUUCUUGAAGAAAUUAAUAGUGAGAGGAAACGCCAAGAACUGGUGAUAAAAUCUUGUGGCCUUUUCGGUUAAUAUAUGUAUGUAUAACAAUAAUCAAACACAUUAAAAUGCUUAAAAUAUAAUAUUGUACAAAUCUCAAUUAAAUGAUCUCACAAACAUAGAUUUU